AUGGACCACUUACUCAACGGGAGCAGCACGACGUCGUUUCCAGACGACUCGCCCGACGACGCCGCACACGUGGGCGCGAUCAAACACGAGGCCACGUCGCCCACCGAGACGCUGUUUGUGUCGGUGCCGCCACAGACGCUGCCGCACUUGGCCACGCGGCUCGUCCACGCCGGCGUCAGUCCCAAUAGCUCCGCGGCGAGUCUGGGCCUGCACAUGCUCUCGAGCUCAGCGGCAGCGCCCUCGUUCUUGACGGCCCACCGGGUAUCGUCGCCACCUUUGGCUUCGACUGCACGAACGGCCCCGUCGCGACCUCGACUGCCUCCUAUUAGUCUCUUGACGGCAGCGGCUGCGACGUUGCAGCAGCCGCCACUGCAUUGCUACGCGGUGGACCCUCUGGCCUCAACUGCAGGGUCUGUUGAGCCACCGUAUCCGUUACGUCCCUUCAUGACGCCACCGUCGUACGCGACACCGGCUCCCUCGUCGUCGCCUUCGGGCGUGGCUGCUGUCCCACAGUCCAGUGACGGGCGGCCGCAAGCGGACGACAUGCUGUGUCGCUACCGCAAUAAAAAGUGCGGCUACCCUCGCGCGAUCAAGCGCAAUGGCGAGCGCCACAACCUGUGCGAACACCACCGCGCGAAAGCGAAUCAGAACCAGCGGAAGCUCGAGAGCAAGCGACGCGUGAAGAAGCGGAUGGUGGCCGACCGCGUGGGCAAGGAAAAAAAGGGCCUGGUCGUGUCGCCCGAGUUUAAGCUUACGCUGUAUGGCGACGCGUUUGCAUGA
Messenger RNA from Hyaloperonospora brassicae, 780 nucleotides. NCBI's taxonomy places the organism in Eukaryota, Oomycota, Peronosporomycetes, Peronosporales, Peronosporaceae. The record is from the annotation of a GenBank genome assembly.